Molecule: messenger RNA, 447 nt
Organism: Protopolystoma xenopodis
Lineage: Eukaryota; Metazoa; Platyhelminthes; Monogenea; Polystomatidea; Polystomatidae
Source: the annotation of a GenBank genome assembly
AUGAAAAUACUUGUUCUUAGCAAUUUAUGUUUAUUUCCUCAUUGGCAUCUUUGCUCAGAUCUCCUCGUUUCUACUGAUAAUAAGAGUGUUCGUCUCGACCGCCUCUUUUCCGUACUCUCCACUCAUGGGCCUGGUCUCGGCGUCAACCGGCCCGGCCUGCCCGAUGUCUGUAUUAUGCAUAUCAAUCAGCUAGACGAAUGGCGCCGACGUCGAGUCCUACAGCCUUCGCUGAAUUCGGCCCAUCAUUCCGAAAAUUCUGUGAAUGAUUUUGCCCCUCGUGGAACCGACAACCUUUUCCAUUUCGAUCGGGUUCUCGUAGACGUCCCUUGUUCCACGGAUCGGACGGCACUAACCGGUGACAUGGGAAGUUUGUUCUCGCGUGGAAAUGCCAAAUUACGCAUCAAUCUUCCUGACGUCCAGCUAGGCCUACUCAGGUACAUUAACUAG